Messenger RNA from Clunio marinus, 237 nucleotides. The record is from the annotation of a GenBank genome assembly. Lineage: Eukaryota; Metazoa; Arthropoda; Insecta; Diptera; Chironomidae.
AUGAUUCCUAACUUAAUAAGGUUGUGCCGCUCACAAGCUCUCUUACAACCAAUGCCUGUUGUCAGCACAUUCGGCGGAUUUGGUGUCUUUUGUGUAGUAAUGCCAGGCCUUCUUAUUGGAGCAUUUAUUAGUAAGAAUAUUGCAGCCUUUCUGGAAGAAAAUGAUCUUUUUAUUCCAUCCGAUGACGAUGAUGAUGACUAAAGUAUUUCUCAGUACUGCAAGCAAAUAAUUCCUUAU